AUGAAUAACGAAUUUAUUCUAUUUUUUGGCGAAUUGUUUUUACUCCAAUUUAAAAUAGGAUAUAUUUAAUUUAUCACUUCAAAAAUAUGCAUAUGUAUCUUACUAUAAAUUAAAUAUAGAGUGUUUGAAUAUACAUGUUGGGUCUGGAAUGAUUUUGGACCCCAUCAUUGUACAUUUUGUUUGGAAAGGUCUCAUAGAUACUUGACAUCUUAAGGAGAAUGCUUAUGUAAAACCUCAUAUUUGAUGAUUAAACAGAUGAUAUAGUAAUUAAGAUACCAUUAUUCAAACAGCAUUGAAAAGAUACAUGCUUACAAUUCACUGAAAGUAGGUAACCAAUUGAUCGAUUAGCUACUUAAUUUGAAUGCGUAUGUUCAUCCUUAAACUAUUUGA
This is a messenger RNA of Paramecium tetraurelia, 390 nucleotides long. RefSeq lists its product as uncharacterized. The transcript is spliced from 2 exons. The record is from RefSeq and is a predicted model, not a curated record. NCBI's taxonomy places the organism in Eukaryota, Ciliophora, Oligohymenophorea, Peniculida, Parameciidae.